AAGACCGCGAAAAGAAUUAUUACCCCAUUGAGAAUUGUUUUUGUUUACGGUUUAGUGUGAAGGAAUUCUCAAGGAUUAAAGAGAUUAGAAAGUCGUGUAUAUAAUUGUAUAUUGUUCAUUAUCACUUAAUGACUGUGUGUCUUGUGAAUGUAAUGGGUUGAAGAGAUGUGAAUCCGAAGAUGGAUGUGUACCCAAGUCCACGACCAACCCCCCAAUUUUUUCUAGAACCUCAGACAUUCUCCACCAAAAAGGCUCGUUCAACCCCAAGGAAUUGUGGUCCACCAAGACCUCCGGUUAAAAGUGCCCCUCCCAUCAGCCGAAUAUUUCACCACCGUCCCAUUGAGAGGGCCCAGGUAGUGUCAUUUCGCAGUGAUGAAGGCAGUAGAUCAUUUCUAGAAAACCAGUACAAUAGAAACAGCCACCAUCUGUACUUUGAACAAGGAUUUAAAGUUAUAAAUAGACUGGGAUAUGGAUCUUUUGGAGAGGUUUUCAAAGUCCAGAGCAAAGAGGAUGGCAAGUUUUAUGCAAUAAAGAAGUCUCGAGAUCCUUUCAGAGGAGAGUCAGAUAGGAAAAGAAAAUUUGAAGAAGUAGCAAAGCAUGAGACGUUACCACCACAUCCGAACUGUGUUCGUUUCUACAGGGCCUGGGAAGAACGACAGCAUUUGUAUAUCCAAACUGAGCUCUGUAAGCUAAGCUUGACAGACUACACUGAACAGAAUCAUGAUUUAUCAGAGACAACCAUAGCUAACUACUUGGUUGAUUUACUGAUGGCAUUAAAACAUUUACAUGACCAUAAUCUGGUUCAUAUGGACAUCAAACCAGAUAAUAUUUUCAUAUCCUUUGAUGAUAUCUGCAAACUUGGAGACUUUGGUUUAGUGUUGGACCUUACAAAGGGUAAUGAUAUAUCUGAAGCCCAAGAAGGAGAUCCAAAAUACCUGUCUCCAGAGCUUAUGGAGGGCAAGUUUGGAAAGCCUGCUGAUAUAUUCAGUCUUGGUAUGACAAUACUGGAGUUGGCAAGUGACCUUGAUCUUCCACGGGGUGGAGAAGGGUGGCAUAUGCUACGCUCUGGACAACUACCUGAAGAAUUCCUAAGAGACAAGUCUUUUGACCUCAAGUAUGUGAUACAGCAAAUGUUAGAUCCUGAUCCAAAGGUUCGACCCACAGUAGACCAAGUGCUAGCUUUUCCAUAUGUCAGAAAAGUAUGGAAGAAAAGACGAAGAGAGUACAUGUACAAAAGAGCAGUAAAUGCAUUGUCAGCCUUGCUGCAUAGCAUACUAGCCUUUUUGUUCCUGAUCACCAGUGUGUUCACACCAAGUUAUUGGAGAAACUCCAGACUUAGUGUUGCUUCUAGCAGCAAACAUAACAGCAGUUUUAGUAACCACAGCUCCAGUGGACUUGAUCACGGUAUUUCUGAUGAUGAAUGCUUUGAGGAUGAUCUGAGCAUACACAAUAACUCCAUGGGGUCACCUUUAGACAGCUCCUCAGGUGACAGCUUCAGUGAAUUCAUCGUUCCUUGUAAACCUCCUCCAAGAAGAGCAUUCACAUCCCCAGUGUCAAGACAACGACCUUUGAACUAUGUUAGUCCUCCAAUGAGUUCCUCUCCUUUGUUUUGCAAAUCCAGAAAACCAGAUACGCCAAACACCAGCUUUGAGAGCAGUUUUGAAGAUGAGCGAUCUGUCACACCUACUUUCAACAGUAGUAACAAUAAUCUGAUGGAGGGUGGAGAGGAGAGUAACAAAGUCAGCAUCGAACCCAAGAAUCUGAUGGAUAUGUUUGAUGCUACGAGUGAUGAAGAUUAGUGCAUUGUUGAAAAUCAGUGGAUGUUGCUCAGCACCAAAAAGUAUUAAGCUUGUAGACUUUGAGUUAACUGCUGUUUUAUGUGUUCAACCAGCACCGACUGCCUCAAAGACUUCACCGAAAUGUGUUCAGUAAGAAUGCCAGCUUCAGGGGAAGCAACAGCUGUGAAUAGUGCUUCAUUAUUUGUGUUGUGUAU
Saccostrea echinata is the source of this 1993-nucleotide messenger RNA. Its product is annotated as membrane-associated tyrosine- and threonine-specific cdc2-inhibitory kinase-like. Gene Ontology annotation, molecular function: protein kinase activity; ATP binding. The transcript is spliced from 16 exons. Gene Ontology annotation, biological process: protein phosphorylation. Bases 180 to 1799 code for a protein of 539 amino acids. The record is from RefSeq and is a predicted model, not a curated record. NCBI's taxonomy places the organism in Eukaryota, Metazoa, Mollusca, Bivalvia, Ostreida, Ostreidae.